Molecule: messenger RNA, 3116 nt
Organism: Gekko japonicus
Lineage: Eukaryota; Metazoa; Chordata; Lepidosauria; Squamata; Gekkonidae
Gene: PELP1
Product: proline, glutamate and leucine rich protein 1
Exons: 15
Coding region: 18-3116 (1032 amino acids)
Biological process (GO): rRNA processing
Cellular component (GO): nucleus
Source: RefSeq, a predicted model, not a curated record
AGGACCCUCCCCCGACGAUGGAGCUGGCCGUGCUGGUCCUCCGAGACCUGCUGGAGUAUUCCUGCCAGCUCCCAGAACUGGCGCGGGACAUUGGCACCAACCACAUCCCGGGACUCUUGACCUCCUUGUUGGCCCUCAAGCCAGAGUGCCAGCUCUCUGCCUUGGAAGGAAGCAAGGCCUGCAUGAUGUUUUACCCUCGCGCGUGUGGCUCCUUGCGAGGCAAGCUGGCAACCUUUUUCCUGGCCCGCGUGGAUGCAGAAAUGCCUCACCUGCAGCAGCUGGCCUGUGAUUGCUACGCGCUCCUGCCCUCCCUGGGGGCCGGCUUUGCCCAGGGACUCAAGUACACGGAGUGCUGGCACCAGCAGGCCCACUGCCUUUUGGCCACGCUGCACAGCCUGCUGGGAACACUCUACGAGGGCGCCGAGACAGAGCCUCUGAAUUACGAGGGGCCGGGGGAGGAGAUUUCUCUGCCAGCGCCGGAGGAGGGACAGACCAGCAGCUUCCUCCUCCUCCUGAAGCUCCGCUUUGCAGGCCUGGCCCGGUGCCUUUGCAAGAUGCUGAGGAACGAGUUUCCGGCCCCUGUGACGGUUCCUGUGCAGGACAUUCUGGAUCUCAUUUGUCGCGCCCUCAAUAUCUCCACCAAAAACAUUGGUUGGUUUGGUGACGGUCCGUUACGGAUGCUGUUUCUGCCUUCGAUCCACCUGGAGAUCUUGGACUUGCUCUCUGCUCUCAUCUUGGCGUGUGGUCCUCGGCUGGUGCGGUUUGGGGGCCUUCUCUCCCGCCUGUUCCCACAGGUGCUCACCACCUGGAGUGCCGGGCGGGACCUGCCCCUCCCCGGGCAGGAGCGCCCCUACAGCGCGGUGCGGACUCGCCUGUACCAGGUCCUGGAUCUCUGGGUGCAGGUGGCCGGAGCAGCGUCCGGCGUCCUGCAGGGGCACCGACCGCACAGCGAGGCCCUCCUGGGUCACUUCAUCGCUGACAUCAGCCCCCCGACUGAGUCGCUCAAGCUGCGAGAGGGCGGCCCUGCCUCGGACGGGAAGCCCAGUGCCCCAAAGAGGCCCCGGCUGUCGGACCUGGGGAGCUCGGGGCCCUCCGCGCACCGCAAGCACGACCCCUGGGCAAACAGCGACGUCUGCCUGGCUGCCCUGCAAGGGACGCUGGGGGGGGACGCCUUCUUGACUUCCUCCCUUUCCGACACCCGCCAGAGGCUGCAAGAGCUGGUGAUCCCCCUGCUGAUCCGCCUGGGCCAGGCCGAGCCCCUCCCCGGCUCCCCCUACGCGAGGGCCAGCUGCCGCCGGGAGCUCUACCGCCUGCUCUUGGCCCUGGUGCUGGCGCCGGCCCCCUCCUGCCCGCCACCUCUGCAUUGCGCUCUCAGGCUGCUGAGCCAGGGGCGCACGGAUGCCCAUCUCCAGGUCUCUUCCUUCUGCGCCGAGGCCCUGGUGUUCUGCAGCGCCCUCCUCCACCCCCGGGUCCCCUCCUUGCAGCUCCCGCUGGCGGGGCCUUCUGGCCCACCCCCCGGCUCCUCCGAGAUCUCGCCCGCCCUGGCUUCCCCCUUCCACCCUUCGGCGCCCCCCUCCGCGGCCACCUCGGCCAAUUCCCUGGGGCUGCCCCUGCCCGGCCUGAGCCUGGGCCAGUUGCCCCCCCGCCUGACCCCCGAGGAGCCCGCCCUUCUGGCGUCCCCCGGCACGGCAGAAGCGGCGGCCUUGGCGGCGGGAGCCAAGCUGCGGCGCCCCGUCUUCAUCCACUACGACAAGGAGGAAGAGGAGGACGUGGAGCUCUCCCUCGAGAGCGACUCUGACGACAGCGUGGUCAUCGUGCCCAAGGGGCAGCUGGGGAAGAUGGUCAACAGCAUGAGCAUGGCGGCCGUGGUGGCUGCGGUGCCAGCCCCCGCCCCGGCGGCACCCCCGCCCUUGCCUCCGGCAGCCCCUCCCACCCCAGUGCCAGCCUCUCCCCCGGUGCCAGCCUUGGAGGAGGCCCUGGCCGAGCCGGCGGUGCCCCUUCCCCUGGGGCCCCCCUCGCUCCCUCCCUCGGCGGCGGCGCUGGUGCUCCCGCCCUCCCCCGUCCCCCUUGUGAGCGAGGCCUCCCUGCCCGCCCUGGUGGAGGAGGACACCCCCACCGUCAUUAACAUCAACAGCAGCGAGGAAGACGAGGAGGAGGAGGAGGAUGACGAGGAAGACUUCCCUGAGGACGAAGAGUACUUUGACGAGGAGGAAGAGGAAGAAGAGUUUGACGAGGAGGAGGAGGAGGAGGAGGAAGAGUUCGAAGGGGAGCUGGAUGAGGAGGAAGAGGGAGAGCUGGACGAGGAAGAGCUGGAGGAGCUGGACGAAGAGGAGGAGGAGGAGGAGUUUGACGAGGACGAAGAGGAAGGGAUGACAGAGGAUGAAAAGGACGAGGAGGAGGAAGGCCUGACAGAAGAGGACGAGGAGGGGCUGCCGCCCCCCUUGCCCCCCAGGACUGACGAGCAGCCCCCCGAGCUGCUGCCUAGGAAGGAGGAACCCCCCAAGCUGGUGGAGGAGGAAGAUGAAGGAGCAGGACUUCUCAUGGAGGUCGAUGAGGAGGCCUUCCACCCGCCGGAGGAGGCGGCGCUCAUGGUGAUGAAGGCGGAAGAGCCCCCCUCGCCCCCCGCCAAAGCCCUGCUGGCGCCACCCCUCCUGCUCCCGGGCAGCACCUCGGCCCUCCCGGUGUCCUCCGUGCCGGAGGCGCCCCCUCCACGGCCUGCCCGCGAUGAGGAGGAGGAGGAGGAGGAGGAGAAGCCCCGUGUGGAGCGGGAGGGCCCUCCGGAUGGGGCAGGUACAGCAGCCGCGUCCCCCGGGGCCCUGGUGGCAAUAGCAGAGGAGGAGGAGGAGGAGGAGGAGAAGAGGAAGAAGGUGGCGGCGCACGAAGGCCCGGCCGGACAGGCAGGGCAGGAGUUGCCAGGCAUCCUGAAGAAGCCCGAGAAGGAGGAAGAGGAGGAGGUUGUGGAGGUGAAGGCAAGCUGUCCCUGGGUAUCCUUCUGGCUUUUCCUGUCAUCUUCCUCGCCAUAUCAGGAGGAUAUUGUAGUUGCAAAAUGCCUGCUGCAGAUCCUUCAGGUGAGUCUCUCUGUCCGAGAGGUUGGAGCAGAGGCACCUAUAGUGUAG